GUCAGGACGUCCGAUUUAUGAAGGCGGGCGAGAAUGAGUCGUCGACUGAUCGGCUGGGCUCUAGUGAUUGGCUUCGGAGUUCUCAAUGGCUACACAACUUUCAAACCAGCUUUCGAAGAACUAGAACUGGAAAAGCUCAGGAAAGCGGAACGUGAUGCUGCCGACCUUGGACCCAAUAUGAUCGAGAUACCCGCGCAGAAUAAGGAACUCGGAGUGGUGGCGCAAGCAGUCAAAUCGGACAGGAGUCAGAGAAUCGACGGCUGAAACCGGGGACUCAUGUGCAGGGCAUAUAAAGAGUAUGCUAUGGACACGGUGCAAGGCGGAAGGCGAGCACAGAAGAAAUAUGGACAUACGUGAAAGCGCAGCGAUGCCAGGCUUCACGAAACCCUGUAUUGGCUGCCUCCGCGGCAAACAUCAGCGUGAUCGGACGGCAUCCCUUCAUCUGUCCUCAGUCCAGUCCACAUGCUGCACCAGCAUACAACUUCUGUCAGCGCUUCAAGAACUAGCCCGCUAGUCUAGCGAACAAGAGCAAUACCUCGCAACGAGGCCAGAUACGCACGACGUUCUCAACCAGCCUGAGAGAGGGCCGAAACCCCUCCCACUCGUACGAGGGUUGUCUAUUUUGACUUUCCAUACUUCGUUCGACUCACCGCCACUGAUAAACACCAGAAUCCAGAGCGUUCACGGGAGUCGUCAAGUCUGUCGGGAAGCUUGAAGAUAUGAAUGUGUUCGGAUCUGAGCCGUUGGAUUUGUGAACCGGAAGGCAUAUCGACGUCCGACAGCUGAGUAGCAACAGCGUUCACAGCUCGAAGGCAACCACCGUUCGGAUCACCCAUGCUCAACCUCAGCCACACAUCAGUAGCCUCGGAGUGGCCUAUCGCAAAGCUGAGUACAAGCUACGCUGGCUGGGCAUGAUCCCAGAGGACGAUAGUCGAUGAUAUAUUCCAGAUGACGUGCCACUGUCAAAACGAGUAUCUUUGCUCGGUUUUACAUUAUAGGAACAUAGGGUACAUGAUGGUGGCACCUAAGUGGGUGCUUCCAAUAUCAACGUUGCAAAAUCGAU
Messenger RNA from Exophiala xenobiotica, 1063 nucleotides. RefSeq lists its product as uncharacterized. NCBI's taxonomy places the organism in Eukaryota, Fungi, Ascomycota, Eurotiomycetes, Chaetothyriales, Herpotrichiellaceae. Bases 34 to 264 code for a protein of 76 amino acids. The record is from RefSeq and is a predicted model, not a curated record. The transcript has 3 exons.